AUGGCGCUCUUCCCCCUCCGCCUCCAGAUCAACUACGAGGAGGAAAAGAAUGUGCUCAAAGAGUUUCUUCAAAACUUCAAGUCCAGCCAGUCCGCCUCGGAAGCAUCUGCGACAGAAGCGAUUUCAGGUCUCAACAUUGAUGAAGAUGAUCUUGACGCCCUGGAUGAAAUGGACGAGGACGGUGAAGAGAAUGGGCAAACGACGAGAGAGCGACGUGAACCGAAGCUUAAAUAUAUGGCGCUAUUGCAAGAAAUUGCUGACAGAACGAAGAAUCACCUCGUCAUAGAGUUGGACGACUUGGAUAAAGUACAGUCAGCCCCCGGAGAUGGCGUUUAUACCCGUCACACCCUUAUGGCGCUAGAGGCACAUGAGCUCAUAUUGACUUAUGCUUCUAGAUUUAAAGACGAUGUAAUUGAUAUUAUAGUUGCUCAGCGUGGACGACGGAACGAAACUCUGGACCUGAAUUUAGAAGCGGACCCAGAUGCCGACGUGCAGGCAUCCACAUUCCCGCCAGAGCUUACCAGGAGAUACACACUUAACAUCAAACCGAUCACUCCCUCUGGAUCAAGCAGUAACCCGAAAGCAAAGGCUUUUGCAGUCAGAGAUGUUCGUGGAGCACAGCUUGGAAAAUUAAUCACAGUUCGUGGCAUCACUACUAGAGUUUCCGAUGUCAAACCCUCUGUCAAGAUCAACGCAUAUACCUGUGACCGUUGUGGCUCUGAAGUAUUUCAGCCGAUCACCACCAAACAGUUUCUCCCACUAACGGAAUGUCUGUCGGAAGAAUGCAAAAAGAACAACAGCAAGGGCCAGCUUUUUCUUUCCACGCGAGCCUCAAAGUUUGUCCCGUUCCAGGAGGCCAAGAUACAGGAGAUGGCAGACCAAGUACCUAUUGGACACAUCCCUCGCACACUGACAGUACACCUGAUGGGUAGCCUGGUCCGACAGUUGAGCCCAGGAGACAAUGUUGAUAUUGCCGGAAUUUUCCUUCCCACCCCUUACACAGGUUUCCGGGCCAUCAAAGCCGGUCUUCUUACUGAUACCUAUCUCGAAGCCCAACAUAUUACACAACAUAAAAAGGCCUACGACCAUCUUGUCAUGGACCCAGUAACCCUGAGAAAGAUUACUAGACACGCGAGUUCGGGUAACAUGUAUGAGUACUUGUCACGUUCGAUAGCUCCGGAAAUUUAUGGUCAUCUCGACGUUAAGAAGGCCCUGUUACUUCUUCUAAUCGGUGGCGUGACAAAGGAAAUGGGAGACGGAAUGCGGAUUCGUGGUGACAUAAAUAUCUGCCUGAUGGGUGACCCUGGAGUUGCGAAAUCCCAACUUUUGAAAUAUAUCACCAAGGUAGCUCCUCGUGCAAUUUACACCACUGGACGAGGAAGCAGUGGUGUUGGUCUGACAGCGGCAGUGAUGCGUGACCCUGUCACAGAUGAAAUGGUUCUUGAGGGCGGCGCCCUUGUUCUCGCAGAUAACGGUAUUUGCUGCAUCGAUGAAUUUGACAAGAUGGAUGACGGCGAUAGAACUGCUAUCCACGAAGUUAUGGAACAACAAACGAUCUCGAUAUCUAAAGCCGGAAUCUCAACCACUCUCAACGCUCGCACCUCCAUUCUUGCAGCUGCCAAUCCGCUGUACGGACGGUAUAAUCCCCGAGUCUCGCCUGUUGAGAACAUCAACCUCCCAGCCGCGCUUCUGUCUCGUUUUGAUAUUCUGUUCCUCAUGCUCGACACCCCCUCUCGUGAUGCUGACGAAGAACUUGCCAGCCAUGUUGCCUAUGUACAUAUGCACAACAAACACCCUGAGACCAGUGCUGAUGAAGUAGUCUUCACUCCUGCUGAAGUACGACAGUACAUUGCUAAAGCGCGAACAUUCCGCCCCGUGGUACCGAAGAGUGUCUCGGAAUAUAUGGUGGGUGCAUAUGUCCGUAUGCGCAAACAGCAAAAGCAAGAAGAAGGAAGCAAAAAACAAUUCACUCACGUUACGCCGCGAACCUUGCUGGGCGUCCUUCGCCUUUCUCAGGCUCUGGCCCGACUCCGAUUCAGCGAGCGUGUUGUCACUGAGGAUAUCGAUGAGGCCCUCCGACUGAUCGAAGUUAGUAAAUCCAGCUUACACCAGGACUCGCAAACUGGUAUGGAUCACAGCCCUACCAGCAAGAUCUAUAACCUCAUUUGCGCUAUGAGGGAGAGUGGUGCGGCUGCUAUCGGUGACGAAGAUGAAGGAACUCUCAGCAUGAAGAGGAUCCGGGAACGAGUGGUUGCGAAAGGAUUCACAGAUGACCAACUCAGCCAGGCAAUUGAUGAAUAUGCGGAACUUAGUGUCUGGCAAGUCAGUGGAAACGGCACUCGGCUUGUUUUCAUUGAAGCUGGGGAUGGCGAUGCUAUGGAUUUGUAG
Molecule: messenger RNA, 2388 nt
Organism: Trichophyton benhamiae CBS 112371
Lineage: Eukaryota; Fungi; Ascomycota; Eurotiomycetes; Onygenales; Arthrodermataceae
Exons: 3
Coding region: 1-2388 (795 amino acids)
Biological process (GO): DNA replication initiation; DNA strand elongation involved in DNA replication; double-strand break repair via break-induced replication
Cellular component (GO): MCM complex; nucleus
Molecular function (GO): single-stranded DNA binding; ATP binding; single-stranded DNA helicase activity
Source: RefSeq, a predicted model, not a curated record